UGGUAAGCAAUAGAGUUGCCGGCUGUAGAAUUGACAUGACGCUGUCUGGAAGGGCGUAUGUCAUAAUAAGUUGAUGUGAUUUAGAAGUUACAAAGUUUUUUAUGACAUUUAUUAGUUGAUUUAAAUUAUAUGUCGCGAAAUGAAUGAAUGUGUGUACUAAAAGUGUUCUAAAAUAAAACAUAUUGCAACUUACUUGACUAAAAAAUUUCUAAUCUAUGUGUCCAUUAUUGAAUGCAUAAAUAUUUCUUUGUUUACGUUGAUUAAGCACUAAUUAUUGAUUGAAAAACGUUUAAAUAAUUAUGGCGUGGCGUUUUAAAGCAUCUAAAUAUAAAAAUGCGGCACCAAUUGUGCCCAAGCCAGAGGCCUGUGUACGUGAUAUAUGCGUUGGUUCCUAUCAGACGUAUGGCAAUAACAUCACUGCAUCAGCGGCAUUCAUGGCAUUUAACUGGGAUCAUACCGGUUCUAGUUUAGCUGUUUUGCCUAUUGAUGAUUGUGGUAGAAAAAGUAAAACAAUGCCUUUGCUGCAUGCUCAUUCUGAUACGGUCACCGAUUUGGAGUUUUCACCAUUUCACGAUGGAUUGUUAGCAACGGGUUCACAAGAUUGUUUAGUUAAAAUUUGGCACAUUCCAGAAAAAGGCCUUGACGAACCUAUGACAAAUGCUGAAUGUACUUUUUCUCAUAAACAGCGACGUGUUGAAACCGUUGGAUUUCACCCGACUGCUGAUUUUUUGCUGUAUUCUACAUCGUUUACAACAUUAACAUUGUGGGAUAUUAUUUCUCAAAAUGAAUUGUUCUCUAAUUCCGAUCAUUCUGAAGUAAUUCAAUCCGUAAGCUGGAAGCGUGAUGGAACUCUUUUGGUAACUUCUUGUAAAGAUAAACAGUUACGUAUUAUUGACCCUCGAGUAGAAAAUGUUUGUAUCAAGUCAUGUAACAGCCAUCAAAGUAUCAAAGAUUCUAGAGUUGUGUGGCUUGGUGAUCAUAAUAAAGUUCUCAGCACAGGCUUUGAUUCGGCACGUUUACGGCAAGUAAUUAUACGUGAUUUGAGAAAUUUCAACGAUCCAGAAAAAACUCUGGAACUAGAUUGUUCAACUGGAAUUUUAAUUCCAUUGUACGAUGCUGAUACGGGAAUGUUAUUCUUGGCAGGCAAAGGUGAUACUACAAUUGGAUACAUGGAAGUUACUGACCGCGAACCUUACUUAAUUGAAGGUAUACGCCAUUCCGGAGAACAAACAAAAGGUGCAUGUUUGGUUCCAAAACGUGCUUUGAAUGUGAUGCAAGGAGAAGUGAAUCGAUUACUCCAAUUAACUAGUUCUUCAGUAAUUCCGAUAAUGUAUCAAGUACCUAGAAAAUCUUAUCGUGAUUUCCAUUCAGAUUUGUAUCCUGAUACACCAGGAUAUAUUACAGAAUUAACUGCUUCACACUGGAUGCAAGGCAAAAAUAUUCCUCUGAAUAAAAUAAGUUUGGAUCCUGCUAAACGUUCAGCUGGUGAAGAACCUAUUAAGGUACAUAGAGGUCCUCUAUCGGAAUUAAAAACAAUCAACGAUCAAAUGAAUAUAAAAAUAUCAACAAAUAAUAAAUUGAACAAUAAUUCAGUAAAUAAACAAGAUAACAUUUAUCAUCAUAUAUCGGUUAAACCAAAAAUUGAUUCUAUGACAACAAAUGAGGAUAAUAUUGAACAAUCAUCAAAUAAUAUAAAAGAGGAACAAAAUGGCAGCGGUGGAGAUCCAAUAAUUACACCAAUUGUACCCCCAAAACCAUUACCCCGACGUACUGGUAGUAUAUCUGAAGGUUGUGAUGACAUAGGAUUACCAAGACCUAUUGCACGCCCACGUACUACAGCCACUCCAUUAGUAACCUCCGUCAACCCUUCGAAUUAUAAGCCAAGACUUGGACCUAAACCGUUUACACCACCUAAAUUUAAUGAUGAAGAAUCCUUCGAUAAAGUGUUUUCUGUACCUACAGCACCUAGCAAUGAUUCGAAUGGUGUUCAUGAAGUAACUGCUGAUUCAAUAUUACGUACUCCAUCAGUAACCGAUAUGAAAUCAAUUAAAGAAACGACACCAACUGGUGAUCAAGAGCCUCCUUCAUCACUGACUAAAGUUAGUGGUGAAAACGAUUGCAAUAAUGGUAAAUCUGAUAGUUCUAGUCUAGAUGAAGAAUUAAAUAAUAGUGAUGGUUAUAAACCAAAAACUCCAAGUACAGCUGAACGUAGAAAAAUGUUUGAGACACGUAUCAACUCAAAAGAAAAUAAUAAUGACGCGCAAAAUGCAGAAAUUGAUAAUUUUGAUGGGAAUGACGACAGUAAUUUUGAGCGUGCUUCAUUACAACGAAGUAGUAUUGCUGAACGUCGUCGUUUGUAUGAAAAUCGUUCACAAUCUGUACAAGAAACGACUACAACACAAAAAGAAAAGUCUGGAGGGUCACCAACUCCAAUGCGGCGACGAGAUUCGUUUAAAAAUCGUAAAAUCGAAGAAGAAGAAAAGAAGACUCCACCGGUUAUUCAACGUCAACAGUCUCAUGAUGUGCCAUCUAAUCGUAAAGCUGAACCUGUUACACCAACUCCGAAACGUACUUCAACAGUGUUCGGUCGAGUUUCUAAAUUCCGACAUUUAAAAGGGACACCUGCGCAUAAAUCUUUACAUAUUGAAAAUAUACGGAAUUUAAGUCGACAAAUUCCAGGGGAAUGUGAUGGAUUUCAAGCGAAUCCUGAGCGUGUGGCAGUACCUUUAAGUGGACCCGGUGGUAAAAUUGCUGUUUUUGAAUUAAGUAAAACAGGUCGACUUCCCGAUGGUGUUAUUCCAGCAUUGGUUCAUGGAACAAACAUAAUGGAUUUUACAUGGGAUCCUUUUGAUAAUCAACGUCUUGCAGUUGCAUGUGACGAUGGAAUUAUACGAUUUUGGCGGAUACCUGAAGGUGGAUUAACUGAACAAACUGGUGCUUUUGAAGCAGAACUUAAUGCUCAUUCAGAUAAAAUAUAUUUUAUAAAAUUUCAUCCUUUGGCAAAAGAUGUUCUUGCCUCUGGUUCUUAUGAUAUGACAGUACGAAUAUGGGAUUUAGCAACACUAGCUGAAAAAAUUGUAUUAGAAGGGCAUACCGAACAAAUAUUCAGUUUUGCAUGGUCACCAUGUGGCAAUUUUUGUGCGACAGUCAGUAAAGAUACUAAAAUUAGAGUUUAUAAACCACGAAGUAGUGUAACACCGAUUAAAGAAGGGAAAGGACCAGUUGGAACACGAGGAGCUCGAAUUGUUUGGGCUUUAGAUGGCCGAUAUAUUGUAGUAACUGGCUUUGAUAAAGUAUCUGAACGACAAAUAAUGUCUUUUAAAGCUGAUGAUUUAUCAGCACCAUUAAAUACUGUUGGAUUAGACGUUUCUCCGGCAAUUCUUAUGGCGUAUUAUGACAAUGAUAGUUCCACAUUAUUUUUAACUGGAAAGGGUGAUUCUACAAUUUACGCAUUUGAAAUAACAGAAGAAGCUCCAUAUAUUUGCCCCUUGAGUCAUCAUAGAUGUAAUUCGCUACAUCAAGGUUUAUCAUUUCUCCCAAAAAAUGUUUGUGAUGUCGCUAGUGUUGAGUUUGCUAAAGCUUUUAGGCUUACAAAUAACACAAUAGAGCCACUGUCAUUCACAGUUCCGAGAAUAAAGUCUGACUUAUUCCAAGACGAUUUGUUUCCACCAACAAUUGUUACAUGGAAAGCUGUAUUAUCUAGUGAUGAAUGGUUUGCUGGCAAACCUUGCAAACCUGUUCGUAUUAGCCUUAGACCUGAAGGAAUGGAAUCAUUAUCGGGGGCGCAAGGUCAACCAAGUAUUCCUGAAAAGCCAUCAAUAAAAUCAUCAUCAAAUAAUUCCCAACCUGCACCUCGAUUUGGUUGGUUGGAUAAUAAAUCCAAACAAGAACAGGUAACAAAAUCAAUGAGCAGUCGUUUGGAAAUGAAUUUAAAUUUAGAACAAGAUCACAUGGAGGGUGUUGAUGAGAAAGAAUGGGAGGACUGAACGUUUUAUUAUAGUUAAAAUGGUAUAAGAAUGUUGGGAUUUUGAAAAAAAAAAACAUCUUCUCAUAAAGUUUGCUCUCUUUUCAGUGACAAUAAAAACAAUUGGUAUUAAAUAUUUUACCAAAAAAAAAUUG
Chrysoperla carnea is the source of this 4119-nucleotide messenger RNA. RefSeq names its product coronin-7 (gene pod1). Bases 300 to 3986 code for a protein of 1228 amino acids. The transcript is spliced from 10 exons. The record is from RefSeq and is a predicted model, not a curated record. NCBI's taxonomy places the organism in Eukaryota, Metazoa, Arthropoda, Insecta, Neuroptera, Chrysopidae. Gene Ontology annotation, molecular function: protein binding.